Molecule: messenger RNA, 3522 nt
Organism: Rhinolophus ferrumequinum (greater horseshoe bat)
Lineage: Eukaryota; Metazoa; Chordata; Mammalia; Chiroptera; Rhinolophidae
Product: zinc finger protein 77-like
Exons: 4
Coding region: 125-1897 (590 amino acids)
Biological process (GO): negative regulation of transcription by RNA polymerase II; regulation of cytokine production; regulation of immune system process
Source: RefSeq, a predicted model, not a curated record
CAUUCCCAGGCGAGUGGUGGCUGCUCUCGGGAGCCAUAGUUCUUUCUGGUUUCUACACCCCCAUCGCGCUCAGCUUGCGGAGGGCCGGGCAGGAGAACGCGGAGAACCUGGAGCGCGGCCAGAGAUGGACACGGUGGUCUUUGUGGAUGUGGCUGUGAACUUCACCCGGGAAGAGUGGGCUUUGCUGGAUGGUGCUCAGAGGGAGCUCUACAGAGAAGUGAUGCUGGAGACCUGCCGGAACCUGGUCUCCGUGGGUUAUUAUAGUCAAGUUAAAACCAAUGAGUCACGUUCUCAGAGGAAUAUUUUGGACAACUUAUCCAGUGAAGGGAAAACAGUGAGGUUUAUAAGAAUUGACUCUCAGUCAUUUAUUGGAGAAAACCAGUCAAUGAAUAAUAAUGGAGAUCGGCACCUAACCCAGGAGACUCCUUUUAGAAGUCCUUUGCCAGAGAGUCUCUAUGAAGCUAAUGAAGGUGAUCAAUGUGGAUCCACCCUGAACGAGGUUACAUCUCUUUCUGUGCAUGAGAGAUGCCUAACUAGAGUUAAACCCUUUUCCACUAAGUGUGGAAAAGUCCUGGAAUGUUCCUUCCUUCAGAAUCAGGAAAGAUGUCAAACUGGAUACACACCUUAUCCGUGUGAAAAACGCGGGCAAGCCGGCGGGUGUGUCUCAUGCCUAAGCUCUCAUGUGGGAACAGACCUUGUGGAGAAACCCUGUAUAAUUCAGGAUAGUGAGAGAGUGUGCAAGAAAUACAUGAAGAACCUCAGUGGUAAGAAAUCUUUUUUCCAGUGUAGCAAAUGUGGAAAAGCUUUCAGUUGUUCCUCCUCCCUUCGAGCACAUAGGAGGAUGCACGUUGGAGACAAACCCUGUGAAUGUGACCAGUGUGGCAAAGCCUUUAGGUUUCCUUCAGGCCUGCGUGAACAUGUGAGAAUCCACACCGGAGAGAAGCCAUAUGUGUGUAAAGAGUGUGGGAAAGGAUUCAGGGUUUCCACAGUAUUGCGAGACCAUGUGAAAACGCACAGUGGGGAGAAACCCUACGAAUGUAAGGAGUGUGGGAAAGCCUUCAGCCUUUCGUAUUCUCUUCGAAGCCAUUUGAUAACACACAGUGGGGUGAAAUCCUAUGAAUGUAAGGAGUGUGGAAAGGCCUUCAGUUUUCAGUCCACCCUUCGAAGACAUGAAAUAACACACUCUGGGGAGAAGCCCUAUGAAUGUGAGCAGUGCAGGAAAGCCUUCAAUAAACGCUGCAGUCUUAAGUCACAUUUGCGGACACACACUGGCGAGAAGCCCUAUGAAUGUAAGGUGUGUGGGAAAGCCUUCAGUUUUUCAUGUUCUCUUAGAAGCCAUGUGAGAAUUCACAGUGGGGAGAAACCCUAUGAAUGCAAAGAGUGUGGAAAGGCCUUCACUAUUCAAUCCACCCUUCGAAUGCAUGCGAGAACACACACUGGGGAGAAACCCUAUGAAUGUGAGCAGUGCGGGAAAGCGUUCAGCAAGCGAUGCAGUCUUAAAUCACAUUUGAGAACACACACUGGCGAGAAACCCUAUGAAUGUGAGCAGUGUGGGAAUUCCUUCAGUUUUCUUUCCAACCUUCGAAUGCAUGUGAGAACACACAGUUGGGAGAAACCCUAUGAAUGUGAGCAGUGUGGGAAAGCUUUCAGUCAGCGAUGCAGCCUUAAAACACAUUCGAGAAUACACACUGGGGAGAAACCCUAUGAAUGUCAGCAAUGUGACAAAGCCUUCAGUGGGCCAUCGUCCCUUUACAGACAUGUGGGAAGGCACCGGAGGGAGACCCCUAUGAAUGUCAGCAAUGUGGCCAACCUUUCAGGUUUCACUACUCCCUUAAAGAACAUGAGAACACAGAGUGGGGGAGAGCAUACAAAUAACAGCAGUGUAGGAAAAGUUUAAAUUGUCAGUCUUCCCUUAAAGUACACGUGAGAAUGCACAAGGGGGGGAUCCUUAUGAAUGUGGGAAAUGUGGGAAAGCCUUCAGUCAUUAUAUCUCCCUUUGGAAACAUGCAGAAACACACCGUGGGGAGAAACUUGAGUGUCAGCAAGAAGGAAAAAGCUUUAGGUGUUCUGCAAUCUGCACACUCAUAAAGGAACACAUACCAGAGCCCAAUUUUGGGACACAAGUACUGGGAAACUUUCAGUGUUCCUUAAAACAAUAUGAACCUUACACCUGAAACUAAUAAUAUAAAUAAAUAAAUAAAUAAAAACUGCCAUCUGAAAAAAAACAAUAUGAAUCUUAAGUGACAACAGAGAACUACCCAUGAAUAUAAAGAAUGUGGGAAGUUUUUCGCUUGCAUCUUACCUGAAAGCUAAGAGCAGGAUGUACAUCUUUUACAUGUUACAAAUAUGGUUUGGUUUGUAUAAUUCUCAUUUUUGUUUAAUAUGUCAGUAGUGAUCACAGUAUACUAAUUUCUAGUUCAUGUUUUGAUAUGAACACUUGAGGUCAUAAAUAUCUGUCUCCUUCAUCUCUACUACACAUUUUAACAUCUCAGAUUUGAAAUAAUUAUACAGUUAUAUAAAACUUGUCUUAUUUGCUUUACAGUGUCUUUUCAAACCAUGGGUAAUGAGUAGGUUUCUUUAUAUGAAGCUUGAUUAAAUUUUACAGGAAAAGUUUUGUGACUGUUUCUUUUUAUUAUGUUUUUGUAAGUGACCAUGGUAGACACUUGAAUUGUUGAAGUUUUUCUUUCAGUCCACAGCUGUACAUACUGGAAUUUUCUGACUCAGUAUCUACCUUUUCCUUCUGUCUUACUGAAACAUGUAAUGUCCACAUUCGUUUGUUUUCUGUAGAUAGCACAUCUGUGUUUGUUAUUUGCUGGUAAUUUGAUAUGAUGCCUUGAGUUACAACUAGAGAUUUUGUAGUGUGAUGAAGAAAGCUCAUAUCCAAGUCGUUCCACUGAAUUGUUCUGUCAAUGUGGGGGAGGUCAUAAGUUUUAUCCCAGAGUCCUUGUAAUUAUGCUUCAGAGGUCACGAGAAGAGGAAGUUGCAUGAGGUUGGAAGCUGAAAUGAAGAAGCCGUGAUUCUCAGUUUUUAACCAUCAGGAGACAAGAUGCAUGAGAACCCAGUGGGCCUGAGUCACGGCACAUUUUUCUGACUGCUGGUUCUGCCCAUCUGGAAUAUUAGAAACCAAAUACACGUUUGAUGUUAGUUACCUCUGAGGCAGCAGAUUCCUUAGACUUUUCCAUGAGCUCUUUCCAUGAGCUCUUUUCCACAAUUCUCUUUCGGGUUCACUAUAUUUUUUGUAGCACAUUGAUGUCCAUCAGGUGUGUUUGUCAUGGUAUUGCUCUGAGCGACCUGCUCUCAUACUGUCACCUCUCCAUCUCCAACACUUCUCUUAAUUACAUGAUUUCUGUAGGAAGCAUGUUGUUCCUUUAUAAUCUUUUCCCAGCCUCCACCUGGACACAUUCAAUGCUGCAGCAAAAUGCAGGAAACUACCUACCUGGGUUACACUAUGGAAAGGCAGGACUACCCUGCAUUAAUUGGUUUUGGAAACUUCCAUGACUGAAAUAAACUAUUAUGAAUAUA